AAUGGAGUAACUCCUGAGAACCAAAUUCAAGACCAGCACCUCACGGUCCUCCCUGUUGUCAGCGUUCGUCAUGAGAGCCGCAACAACGAGCAACCAGCCACGCAAGAUGGCGAAACCAAAGAAACAAAGCCUCACAAUUGCCAUACUCUACUCGAAAUUGUUGUGAAGAGUGCGGGCACCCAGAAACAGGAGGAAGUCAAAGCUGGAGACACCGCUGGGAAAGAACGCUCAGAUCCCCGCAGGACCGAUACCAAACCAAAGCCAGUGGAGGCUUCUGAUCCUAAGGAGCAAUCUGACGAGUCCAUCAAAAAGUCACGCGCUGCACGGAGGUCUAUGCAAUUCCCCAAUGAUAUUGAGAAAAUAUUCAACGACGGUAAACACAAGGGCUCCGCACUCGACAUAUUUCGCGGAUACGACAAUUACCCCAGGAGCGACAGUUCUUCCAGAAGCAAUAGCUAUUCUGGCAGUGAUAGCCAAUCCCAAAGCGUCGACGAUGCAUCCUCAUGGGCAGAGUCUGCGGUCAGCGACGUGAAUCCAGAGGAUAUUGACGACAACUCACCAUCCAGACUGGAAUGGCUGAGGCAGAAGAGAGAAGACAACGAGAAGAAUCCUCAUCUUGACCAACUAAUGUCGUUAGUUGGCCUGGAGAAUGUGAAAGCCCAUUUUCUUGCCGUUAAGGCCUGGGUUAAGGAGAGUAAGGGGACUGACCCUGGCCUGUCAAAGUUGCGACUUCACCUAGUUCUUCACGGCAAGGAUGGAACAGGCAAGAAAACCAUAGCAAAACUCUACGCACAAUUUCUCCUCUCUAUAGGAGCCGUGAAUAGCCAGGUCUUUUCCAAGAAGCCGACCGCCAAGCGAAGACCAUAUAUGCCUCGUUAUAGAAAGUCAUCCUCGGCACCACACCUGCAUCCUACAUUUGUGUUCUACGACAAACCAAAUUUCAGUCAAGCUUCGUCAGGCAGUGGAUACUAUGAUUCCUCUGACAGUGACGGCAGUAGCUCAUAUAGCCCGUGGGAUAAUCGCCGUUCAUACCGUACACAGUGCUCAGAUACAAUGGAAGACCUCGCCGAGACUGCAUUGGUGUCUGUUGUAAUCAUCUCUACGCGAACCAAGUCUCUUCUCGAUUCUAUCGAAGGCAACGAGAAGGCUUUAGAAGAACUACAGAGUCCCCUGUGUCUUGCAGACUACAGUGUUGAGGAGCUCAAGCAGCUCGCUGUGCGUAUAAUACAGAAAAGGGGCAUGUCGGUUGAGGGCGGAUUCGAAGAUCGCAGCCUUCGUGCCUUGGUGCAGCGAGUAGCACGAGAACGAAAGUCGAAAGUGUUUUCCAACAUUCACCGCCUAGAGGAAGAAGUGGACAAGGCAUGCACGAGACGAGCUCUCCGGCUGCAGAAAGAAUACGCUCGAUGGCUCAGUAAUGAUUCGAUUGGAGGCUCUCAACCAGCAAAUUUUCCACGACGAGCACUGGAAGAUGGAGACGACCUCGAUAAGUGCAAGUUUGCCGAUUCAACCAAUGGCCAGAAAAAGGUCCUCAAGUCAGAGGACCUUUUAGGUACAGAGCCGAAGGAUCUGCGAAAUGAUAACGAGUCGUGGAAGAAGCUCCAGGACAUGAUUGGCCUCAAAAAGGUCAAGAGUGAAUGCGGCGACAUCAUCGACUAUGCCCAGUUCAACUACCGCCGAGAGCUGCAAGGGAUGGAACCGCUCAAGAUUGGUCUUAACCGAGUGUUUCUCGGACCGCCUGGCGUAGGUAAAACGACGGUUGCGCAGCUUUACGGCCAGAUCCUCAUUGAUCUCGGUCUCGUCUCUGGAAGGAAAAUCAUGUUGCGAAACCCAUCCCACUUGAUCGGCGCCUACAUAGGGCAUUCCGAGAUGAAGACCAUGGGCGUCUUGAAGGAAGCCCGAGGGAAUGUGCUGAUCAUUGAUGAUGCACAUAUGCUCUAUCCCGGAGCCCAGGAUGCCGGCCACAAGACGGACGUCUUUCGCAUCGCUGUCCUUGACACUAUCGUCGCGAAUGUGUCCGCCGAACCAGAGGACAGGUGCAUCAUCCUGGUUGGUUACGACCAUGAAAUGGGCCAACUGUUCAAUAACAGUAACCCUGGGCUCCACCGACGCUUUCCCAAGGAAACUGCCUUGCGAUUCGACACCUACAGCGAGGAUGAGCUGUGCCAGAUCAUGGAUCUGAGCGUCGAAAAAAGUGGUCUCGAAUUGUCAAAGGACGCUGCGGCGGUGUCUAGACAAGUCUUAAGCCGUAUGCGUAUCAAUCCGAAGUUCGGAAACGCGGGCGACGUUGAGAAUCUACUCAACCAGGCAAAGGUCCGCAUCAACGCACGAAUCACGUCCGCAUCCCGUGAAUCAGGGUCUGUAGAUGUUGUCAUAGAGCCUGGCGACAUCGAUCCGCACUGGGACCGGGAAUCACAAGCUGGCGAAAGUCGCGCUACGCUCUUUGAAGGCUUCGUCGGUUUCACCAGGAUUAUCGAGCAAUUUGAAGGCUAUCAGCACCUAGUUGCUGGCAUGCGGCUUUAUGACAUCGACCCCAGACCUCACGUCCCCUGGUCCUUCAUUUUCAAGGGGCCACCAGGCACUGGUAAGACUUCAACCGCACGAAAAGUUGGGCGAUUAUACUAUGACAUGGGCCUACUUUCCACGGACGAGGUUGUGACCUGUUCAGUCAGUGAUCUUAUUGGAAAGCACGUGGGAGAAACGGGACUAAAAGUCCUCAACACUCUCGAGACUGGCCUCGGAAAGGUCCUGUUCAUCGACGAAGCCUACCGACUUGCCAACGAUUCUAAGUUCUAUGUAGAGGCUGCCGGCGAGCUAGUCGAUGCAAUGACCCAAGUGCGCUACAGAAACAACGUGGUUGUAAUCUUGGCAGGGUAUACCGUCGAGAUGGACUUUCUCCUACAGGUCAAUCCUGGAUUGCGAAGUAGAUUCCCAGAACAGAUUGUAUUUCAGCCGAUGAGCCCACAUGCAUGUCUUAGGCAUCUAAGGCAAGAGGUCCAGAAGCUCAAGAUCAACAUUAUGGGAGCAAGAGGAGCAAAUAAAAACAACGUGGAAAAGGUCUAUCGUCUUUUCAAAAAGCUUGGCCUGACGAGGGGAUGGGCCAGUGGCCGAGACGUUGAGACUUUAGCCAAGACCAUCAUAGGCAACGCGUACAAGCGGGCGGGGAGGACAAAGAAGAAGCUAGACAUGGAAUCGCUGCAAGUAACUUUGGAAGAAGUGAUCGCAGCCCAAAAAGGGAUGUCGGCGGAACGCCUGGGACGAAUGAGUGAUGAGGCGGAGGAUUAG
Messenger RNA from Colletotrichum paranaense, 3282 nucleotides. RefSeq lists its product as uncharacterized. The transcript is spliced from 3 exons. Gene Ontology annotation, molecular function: ATP binding; ATP hydrolysis activity. The record is from RefSeq and is a predicted model, not a curated record. Lineage: Eukaryota; Fungi; Ascomycota; Sordariomycetes; Glomerellales; Glomerellaceae. The annotation marks the transcript as partial.